AUGGAUGUGGGUUUAAUUGUAUACAUUCUCGAUCUGAUUCGGUAUAUUUAUAGAAUUUAUGCCAUGCCCAUAUAAACAAUUAGGUUAAAUCUUGGAGAUAACCAUUCGCCGGGAAAAAUGGUUGCGACAAACUCCGGCGAGUUCGACCGUGCGAAAGAGCUAAAAGCCUUUGACGAGACAAAAGCAGGAGUGAAAGGACUUGUCGACUCAGGAAUAACGGAGAUUCCUCGGAUCUUUCAUAUUCAGCCAGGUACCUUAGCCGACAGGAAACCGCCUCUCCCUCUUGCGAUUCCUACUAUAGACCUGGAAGGUGCCUUCAAGGACGAGUUUUCACGCAAGAAUGUGGUCGAGGAUGUUAGAAACGCAGCAGAGAAGUGGGGAUUCUUCCAAGUGAUCAACCAUGGAGUUCCCUUGAGUGUUCUUGAAGAGAUGAAAGAUGGAGUUCGUAGGUUUCAUGAAGAAGAUCUUGAAGCCAAGAAGCGAUAUUUUUCGCGUGAUUACACGAACAGAUUGGGUUACAACAGUAAUUUCGAUCUGUACAGUUCGCCAUCUGCGAACUGGAGAGACACCUUGUCUUGUUACAUUGCCCCAGAUCCUCCAAAGCCGGAAGAUAUGCCAGAUUCUUGCCGGGACGUUAUGAUGGAAUACUCGAAGCACGUGAUGAACUUGGGGAAUCUGCUGUUCGAACUCUUAUCAGAAGCUCUAGGUUUGAACCCAGAAACCCUAAAAGACAUGGACUGCGCAAAGGGUUUGUUUGUGCUUAGCCAUUACUACCCGCCAUGUCCUCAGCCUGACCUAACUUUGGGCACAAGUAAGCACACAGACAGUUCCUUUAUCACAGUUCUUCUUCAGGACCACAUCGGUGGUCUUCAAGUUUCCCAUCAAGAUUGUUGGGUCGACGUUCCUCCUGUUCCCGGUGCGCUCGUAGUUAACUUUGGCGAUUUCCUACAGCUUCUAACGAACGAUAAGUUCAUAAGCGCGGAGCACAGGGUACUAGCGAACCGAGCUGGGCCACGAAUCUCGGUAGCAUGCUUCUUCAGCACGGGCGUACUACCGAAUCCCAGAGUUUACGGACCAAUCAAAGAGCUUCUGUCCGAAGAGAAUCCUCCAAAGUACAGAGACAUGACAAUAACUGAAUACACAAGCAAGUACAUCUCGAAAGGCCUUGAUGGAACAUCGCAGUUGCGCCAUUUCAGGAUAUGACACGCCCAGACAAGAAAAUGUCCGAAGCUGAUGGGUUUUAAGGAAAGAGAUUCAGGGUGUAAAUAUAUAUUGUAAUUGAUCUGUAGACUGUAAAGAAAUCAAGAGUCUAGAUCAAAUAAAGAAUAAGGAGAAUAAGAGGCGGAAGCAAAGAGAAAGGGAGGAAGAAGAAGAUCGAAUAAGUUGCAGAAGAAGAAAAGAAAUUCACGUGUAUAUUGACAUGGAUACUCUUUACAAUAUAUAGAAUACAUUCUAGAAAA
This is a messenger RNA of Tarenaya hassleriana, 1460 nucleotides long. Its product is annotated as 1-aminocyclopropane-1-carboxylate oxidase homolog 1-like. The record is from RefSeq and is a predicted model, not a curated record. Bases 118 to 1203 code for a protein of 361 amino acids. The transcript is spliced from 3 exons. Lineage: Eukaryota; Viridiplantae; Streptophyta; Magnoliopsida; Brassicales; Cleomaceae.